Messenger RNA from Porites lobata, 3719 nucleotides. The record is from the annotation of a GenBank genome assembly. NCBI's taxonomy places the organism in Eukaryota, Metazoa, Cnidaria, Anthozoa, Scleractinia, Poritidae.
AUGCCAAAGUGUCCAAAGUGCCAAAAGGAGGUAUAUUUUGGUAAGUACACUGCUAAUACCCUCAUUGAGACAGAGAAUUUUUAUUAAACGUUUUGAUUAAAUAUAUCGUUUUGCGAAUGAAUGAGCGAAACACUAUGCGCGCCACGUGGAGAAGCAAAUCAAGAUUUAAUUUCACUUUGCAUGCCCUACAAGGUGCUCUAAAUUCAGGCUUCGUUUGGCGCAAACUAGGUGCUUUUAGCGAGGUAACUGAAAGUGUAAUUUGUGAGGCGAAGACACCUGAAGCGUAAGACUCAGCCCUACUAAUGCUUGGCUGAUUAUUGAGCUGAAAUAAUAGGAAAUAUUCAGCUAUUCGUCUCAGAUUUUCUUGCAAAAAAUUCGAAGUUGAUUUUGCAAAUUAAUAUUCCGGAGAUAAUAUAUCGAAUUUAAUUAACCCGCAACGCCGGGAGUAGUCGGAGAUGAUAGCUUGACCAUGACCUUCUUAAAUAUCCAUUGCUAUGCAAGCGCAUUAUACUAGAUUUACGAGAGAGUCAGUUUUUCUAGGUCGACCAUCUCCAAGUCAAGUGCUUGUCAUUCAGGUAAUAUUUCACUUUGUUUCAGCCGAGAAGGUCACUUCUUUGGGCAAAGAUUGGCACAGACCCUGUCUUCGAUGCGAAAAAUGCAACAAGACGCUUUCCUCAGGGAGUCACGCCGAGGUAGGAUCCGUCCUGGAUAACUGUUGGACAGACGUUUAGUUUUCCUCUCUUUUCUUAAAAGAUUUGAAAUGACUUUGUGAAGUGAGACUGGUAUUUAGAGAAUGAAUUAAAAAUACAUCAAAAUUAAUGACAUCAGGAACACAGAACAUGCUGGAAAAUUAAUCCGCUGGCUUCGCUGUACUUCUUGAAGAAAAGAAGCUGUAGGGAAGAAUUUAUGUUUUUAAAAUUGUUUAAUUCGUCAGGUGUUCUGCGUUGAAGAAAAAAAAUAGUGAAAAAGAGCUGUCUUUUCUCUAGAAUAUUUGUUUUCACUUGUAGCCCUGAGACACUCCCGCAAGUUUGACCUCCUUUUCAAAAAAGACAAUAUAAAGGUGACAAAGCCAAGUUUUCAUUCACAUGACGUCUUAGAAAUUUUUAACGGUAUAUUGUUCCAAAACAAAUAACGACAAUAACGCUGUCGUAAGGUUAAUUGCUACCUCUAGAACCAACUCUGUACAAAUAUUCUUGAAUAUUUUAGAAUAAAAUCGGCAAACAAACCGCAGCUGAACAGAGCACCCCACAAAUUAUAAUUUCAGUAGAAUUUCUUCACAACGGAGGCAUUUUCGUCUAGAAAAAUCUUUCUAUCUAAGUAUCUAUCUACCAUUAUUUGCAUCCAUGACAAUAACAUAUUAUCUCCUUUAAACUAUUGUAGCAUCGUAGUUUAGUUCGGCAUGGACCCCGAGUUUCCGAAAUUAGUUCAACUACUCGGUACAUACUAGGUUGUAACUAAAUUCGAGGGUUAAGGAAUACUUCAGUUUUAACCCCCUCUCGAUACUGUUCAUGAAAUGCUAUGACAACUUGUCUCCUAAAAUUGUUAAAAUUUCUAAAAUUGAAAUCGGAAGACAAAAAAUUAAAGAGGUUAUUUCUAUCUUAUUUUAACGGUCGAUCGAUAGCACUGACAGUCGUCUAAAUCUGGACUAGCCUAGAGACAAUAGUUAGCCGAGAAAGCUGUUUUGUUCCAGGACUCAUCAAGGUAUGGCGAGAAGACCCUUGGGACGAGGCUUUUACUCUCGUUGAGAAAGAGGCUAGGUGCAAAUGGCCAUAUUAAACAUGGCAUUGCAAGUCAUCUAAACAAUAAAACCAUCCGCUCAGCCGCGAGCAGAAUCAGUUUGUUAUUGAAACACUUGCGUACUGUCAUUCAGCAAGGGUCGGCUGAAGGGUCCAAGUGAUUAACCACUUCAGUCAAGUUUUGCUCCGUUUAUAUAAAAGCUUCCUUAAAAUGUCUCGUUAUUUAAGAGGAAGUCUACAAAGUUUCAACUUGAUUUUAAGUUCAAGCCUUGUCCUAAACCAUUAGUAAGCGCAAGAUGUUGUUUGCGCAUGCCUUCUUUUUUGAAACCGUCUUUUGGUUUUGGCUCUUUUGGUCGGCGAAACGGCGGAGUGACCACGGAUGAAGCCCGGGAUGAAGCCGAGGGAAACGGAGACGAGAAAGCUGGGGUGACAUUCGCGUUUGCGUUUAGUAUUUGCAGGUCGGCGAGUAGAGGACCAAAUACAACAAGUUUGUUUUAACCAUUUUAUCCUUUCCAAAACUCCUAACCAACGAGACCGCAUAGCAAUACGAUGAAUUUCAUGUAAAAACUUUACCAAACUCAGACAUGAAGGAACUCUUUGACGCUUUAUACCCAUUCUAGCGAACUGACAACGGAGACGUUAUGACCGAAUUACAAACGAUUGAUAGAAAGAUCUUACUGUCCUGAGUUCGCGUGGAAACGGCUGUAUAAGAUACAGAUUUAGCCAAGGCUAAAAUCGAAGCUUUCGUGUUUGAAGUAAAGUUUUCUGAGCCCGCGAUUGCUUGAAUACAGUCAACUCUCCUUGGUGCCCGGAAAAGUGGCCGCUUACGGGAGAUGGUCGCUGGGGUGUCUAGAAAAAACAGACCUUGAAAACGCAGACCGCGCUUGAAGGAAUUUGGGCGCAAGAGAGAACGGGCGCGCGGGCGUGUCUCCCUAGCGCGCUUCGUUCUUUCCUGCGCCCAUUACUUCCAAGCGCCUGCUACGCUAGUCUGAAAUUUCAUACGUCUCCACCCCCUUAUCCGUGGGGGGCCACGGAUUAUGGGGUGGAGAUGUAUGACAUUUCAGACUAGUCGCUUAUGGGUAAACGUGGCAAAAUAAGCUCAAACUUAGUUGAUUAACGUAAUUAGAUAAAGAUAAUACCUUAUAUGCUAAAAUUAGGCUAAUAGGCAACGUUUUGUCCCCCUGAAACUAAUUUGUUCUUUUCUCGAGCAACACGUACAAUACAAUUUAAAUUUUUUUCACUUAAAUUCCGUUUUAACCCGAACAAAACCUGGAAAAAAUGUGAAAUUCGAAGCAUGAGGAGCACACCCUAAAUCAGACUGCACAGAGUUUACAUUUUACAAUCAAUCGAUCGCAUUCGAAAGCUAGAAUCCAGGAAGUCUAGAAUUCUCGAUUGCUUUUGUUUUUGGUGCCUUGAUAAGUCAACCAGAAUAUCAGGCACAAAUAUCUUGAUAUCCUUGUCCUGAAUAUCAGGACAACUCGUCGCAACCCCGAUACUCGGCGACCUCUAUUUUUUUGGAAGUACCCUGUUAUUACAAUGUAUUUAUCAGCAAUCUGGGUCUGCGCUAUUAAAAACUGAACUUUUGUGGUUUUCUUACAAUCAUACCGGUAAUCAUGCCCGGUGGUCGCUUACCAAAGAAUAUGUCAAUUUCUGGCCAUAAAAGUGGUCGCGGUCGCUCAAGGAAAUCUGAGAAGUGGUCGCCUAGGAGAGAAAUUUUGAAAUAGUAUUUGAGUUUGAAACAAAACCGGUUAUUUACGAAGUGGCCUCUUACAAGAGGUGGUCGCUUACGAGAAGUGGUCGCUAUGAGAGAGAACUGACGGUACCAUGACUGGUCAGCGGAGACCGCUAUUUUCGGUCAUUAUCAACCUCCAAAUUCUUUUAUUUCAGCAUAGUGGCAAGCCGUACUGUCAUAACCCUUGUUACUCUGCGAUGUUUGGACCAGGAGGUUUUGGUCGCGGUGGAGCAGAAUCCCACAAAUAUUAA